Molecule: messenger RNA, 618 nt
Organism: Protopolystoma xenopodis
Lineage: Eukaryota; Metazoa; Platyhelminthes; Monogenea; Polystomatidea; Polystomatidae
Source: the annotation of a GenBank genome assembly
GUGGUUGAUGAUUGUAAAAAUCUGACCUGCUCAGUGGGUACUCACGUCAAUUUCAAGGGCGACUUGAGAAAUGCUAUUACUCGCGGUUUCCUAGCUCGAGACAUAUACUACUUAGGAUACCACCAUCUUGUCCAACCAUCCUCGAAGGGUCAGGCAAUUGAGGGUUUCGACGGGCCUUUUCGGGGAGUAGUUUAUCCCCACCAAAAGCUCAGCUCUACGUUAUCGUCAACGCUGUACCGGGCCAGAGUCGGUGGGGCUCAAAAAUUCAUCAAGCCACUGACCCAGAUUCAGCAGGAUUGUAAAAGGUUCAUCCUCUCGUCGCCAUGUUGUUUACUAAAUCUGCAGAAAGUACUGGGUAACCUGGGCCAGUACAUACACAGCAUCUCCUCCUCUUCGUCUGUCCUCUCCACCUCCUCCAUUCUGAUCGCAUCAUCUCACAGGUCCUGUUGCCAUGGCUUAUGCUGGUCAUCGAGGCUCAGGUCAUUGCUGCACCUCUGCCAAGUCUCGGUUGCCUGGGCCACUAUGAGUCCAGCCGAUAGAGGGGCGUGUGGGAUGUUGAGAGCGGAUAUGCCAGCGGAAUGGGUGGCCCGGUACGUCUUUCGGCUUGCUUCGCUGUGA